Pisolithus orientalis is the source of this 4074-nucleotide messenger RNA. RefSeq lists its product as uncharacterized. Gene Ontology annotation, molecular function: protein binding. The record is from RefSeq and is a predicted model, not a curated record. NCBI's taxonomy places the organism in Eukaryota, Fungi, Basidiomycota, Agaricomycetes, Boletales, Pisolithaceae. The coding region runs from base 266 to 3913 and encodes 1215 amino acids. The transcript is spliced from 9 exons.
CACGCCUCUGCCAACCCUUGCCCUAUGCGUGACUUCGUGCAGACGAAAACACCGAAUCCUGUGGAGCUCACCGAUCAUCGUUGAGACCUGCACCGCCAACAUGCUAUUGAUAUCCUGAUCUUGAAGAACAUGAUGCGGCUGUGGCCACGUACACUGAUCCGACGAGCACGGUGUAGCUCACAUUGGGUGCCACGAGCAAGUCUACGAUGCAUCGUUCUUUUCCCCGAUAAACACCAGAACAAGCGGCUAGUUGCCAGCGACGACGAUGGAUACGAAAUGGAUCGAAAUUGAAUGUCAGGGUGAUUCACACGCAGUCACCUUUGCGGACGAAAGUCAGGUCGUAGGAGGAUGUGACAACGGUGAUAUUCGUCGAUGGAAGAUUGAAGACGGACAUGCACAGCAACAAGGGCCAACCAUGAAAGGGAGUGGCCUUGUUGGAUCUGUUGUCGUUUCCCGGGAUGGCCGGUGGAUGGUGUCCGGAGACCGUGGAAACAUGGCGAUCGUCUGGAAUAUGGUCACUAAUGAAAAAGUGCGCGAGCUUGAUCACGGCCGCUGGGUACCGGGGGUCGAUAUCUCGAGCGACUGUACUAAACUUGUAUCUGUGGAUGACUGCAACGCCCGGGUCUUCAACAUUACUUCUGGUAUCCGACUCCUUCCUCCCCUUCGAUAUGAUUGGGUUACUGGUGUCAAGUUCUCCGCAGACGGCAGUCGAUUUGCUACCUCCUCAGAGACUCGGGGUGUCCGUGUCUACAGCACCCACAAUGGCAAUAUCUUGUUCGAUUCAGGUCAAUACGGUUCGACCGGCUCAUGGUCGAAAACUCCGUUGGCCUGGUCGUCUGAUGGCCAACAGUUAUUUCUCUCGCCCAGAGGCAAACUCAUCUGUUUCGACCUUUCCAAGCUUUCGUCUUCAGAGUGGUCGAUCCAUGAAAACCAAUCUCCGGCACAUAUAGCAUCCAAUGGCAGAUUCAUUGCAUGUGCUGCAGGUCCAUCAGUUUCGCUAUGGGAUUGCGUGUCCCACAAGCGUAUCAGUAGCAUCAUCGUACACACCUCACAGAUUAACUGCAUUGCUCUCUCACCAAGCGGACGGUAUCUCGCAUGUGGAAAUGGCAGGAAUAUUACAAUUCACAGUCUUAGAAGUGUCCUCCCCGCUAAGUAUUUCGACCGUGGUCUUCCGCUCGUAGAAGUGAGCAACGAGAUCUUCGAGUCGUGGACACAGGACGACCCGGCAAAAACAGAAGUGCUACUGUCGAAGGAGAUCACGAAUGCGUCAAGUCCUAGGUACCACGUGCUAGCAAACCGCGCUCUUAUAAGAGCACGUUUGAAACAUUUGGCACCUGCGAUAGAGGAUGCCAAGGAGUCCCUCCAGGUUCAGCCAUCGCCUAUUGGCUAUAUUGCGAUGGCAGUCACUCUACUUACCCAGGGCGAUCGGGAGGGUGCACUAUGGGCAUCCGACUUUGCCUUUCAUGAUUGUCGCCCAUACGACAUCGGAUUUCUCUUACUACUGAAGUCGAUCCUUCUGUUCGAAUCUGGGAAUCGGGAAGGGGCAAUAGAUCGUAUGGAACACCUUGCUACGAGAGCAAACAAUGACAAUGAUGACGAUAAAACCUACCUUUACACCCAGGUCCUUGCAGUUAUGUACAUGAAGAAGAGGGAUUACAGACAUGCGAUACGAUUGAUCGAGCGUGCGAAGGACCUAGCCCCCAAGGACAAGCAAUGCCCUCCGCUAGUGACGAUCUCACUUAUAUUUGGGUGGAGUUUCAAUGGGCUGGACGUCGCUUCCCAGCAAUUUCUGUGCGAAACCCUUUUCACUGAAGACCGUGCAGCCGAAGCUGUGGAGAUUUUCCUCAACAUCAUCAGGUCAUCGGACGAGGAGGUCCUGAGGAGCAAUGUGAAUGCGGACUGGAUCGCAAAUUUCACCAAAAAAUGCGCUGCCACACUUGAGCAUCUUGGCGACGAAGCCUGUGGAUCCGGAAAACAUGAUGAUGCAAUAACACAGUGGUCUGCUGCAUUUCCCAACAGUCGUCCAAGUGCUGCAGGUCCGUUUAUCAAGUGGAGUAGAGCUCGAGCAGCAGAAGGUUUGUGGGAGGAUGCACUACAAGAUGCGAAAAACGUAUGCAUGGUGCGCUUCUUGUAUGAGUCGUUCCUUACAGCUGCUGUACAGGCGGUGAAAGCGGAUCCCUCCAACCCUUGGGGCCAUGAGGUGAAGCACUUGGCGCUCCAUGGAGCGAAGCGGUAUGACGAAGCGAUCGAUGCUUUCAAGUCUAUGUUGCAAGCGAUUGAGCAGUCCCAUGACCCUGCAAUCAGGCAACUGCGCAAGAACUACGUUUCUCCAUCCGAGACAAUUGCAGCUAUUGAUCCUAUCAUCCGCGAGACCCUUAAAAAUUAUCCCCUGGUCGUAAUCGAUGUCAACACUGGUUGCCUUUGCGACAGUGCUGAGCGGAUGCAUAUCUUCAAGGCCGACCUAUCAUUCAAAGAGCUCGUUUCAUCUAUGACGAUAGAAAUGGACGAGAAGCGUAUCCUACAAGUGGUUGCAAGAUUUUUCAAAUAUGUGAUGUUCUCGCACGCGUGGCAGGGGAACGAGCCGUUAUUCCAGGACGUCAAGCAAGUUGAAUCCAAAUCCGUGUGGAAACUCCCUGGCACGCCCUUGAACGAGAAGUUGCGCAAUUUCUGCAAGGAGACGCGCAGACUUGGUUACAACUGGGCAUGGUCGGAUACAUGUUGUAUCGACAAGUCCACGAGUUCCAUCCUUAGUCAAUCUCUUACAUCCAUGUACAAAUGGUAUGCGAAUUCGGCAGCCACACUCGUAUACCUUGCCGGUGUAACGCAUCCGUCCAAGCCCAGGGACCUCACGCGUAGUUUGUGGAUGACGCGAGCAUGGACUUUACAAGAGCUUCUCGCACCGGAAGUCAUCUUUUUCUAUGAUGCCGAGUGGAAGUUAUACCUUGGCGAUACCAGUGCAAACCACAAGCAGUCUCCGGAGAUCAUGCAAGAGCUGGCAAACGCCAUCAAGGUUCCACGUGGAACUAUCGUCACGUUCUCUCCAGAUGACCUCGGGGUGCGCGAGAAACUUCGUCUCGCUUCGACACGCAAUGCGACAGUUGAGGAAGACGUCGCGUACUCUCUUAUUGGCAUAUUCAAGUCCGACAUCAAGCCCUACUACGGCGAAGGAACCGACGCCCUCGGACACCUUCUGGAGGAGAUCGUGGCCCGCUCUGGGGAGGUCAGUGUACUUGCGUGGUCAGGAAAGUCGUCAUCAUACAACACUUGUCUCCCGGCUUCCCUUGCCGUUUACAGCCAAACUCCUUACAGCCCUCCAUCUCUCGAAGGGGAUGAAAUCCAAAGGUGCAUCAAAGAAUUACGUGAAAAGUUGCCCCGGUAUGAAGCACGGACUAUAUAUAAUAAGAUCAAUGAUCUUUCCCCCGCCCGUUUUGCAACCCGACGUCUACAUCUUCCAUGCAUCGUCUUCUCUGUGAGAAGUCUCGAAAACCCACGUGGUGACAACAAGAAGCUUUAUCGUGCCAGGGUAUCAGGACUUGGAAAUGUAGAGUUCAUGACCGCGGAUGAUCUCCCACUGCACGAGCCAAAGAAACUCAUCUUCGCGAAUCCCUGGAUUAAUUAUAUCCGAGGUCCGAGUAGUGGGGUUACUUGGGAUGACUCGGACUCUGACAGUGACACUGGCUCGGAUGAAGUUGUGCCGAUACCGGUUGUCCCUGCGCUUCAGGUUGACAACUAUACCCGGGCACUACAUGUGAUUGCUCGCCUUGGACAGCCCUUUAACGCAUUGCUUCUCGUACAGCAGUCGAAUGGAACGGUAUACAAGAGGGUCGCUGCAGAGAACGAGAUUGUCGUUUCGGGACUCGGAACCAACAUCGCCUCCAAGAACGUUCGAGCGAGAGUGUUGGAAAUCCUUUGACGUGUAUGUGCGGAGUUCGGGCUCAACUGACGGUUGCUAAAGCUAGUUCGUCUUUCUUCCUUCAUCGGUCGUUUUUUCUGUUCGUAUUUUUUCGUGUUGUCCUCGUUGGAUUACUUGUUACAUGGAGACGGAACCUCAAGAGACCUGAGGCUGAGUUGGAG